CAAUAUCAAAUCAACAAUAGUAUAGUUUAUACUUUAUACGAAUACCCUCUCUUUAAUUUCUAAUAUGGAAGAGUUAACUACUGAUAUUCAGAAAGUGCUUAAACCUGCAGCUGUUUUCUCACAGCUGAACUCGGAACUAUUUAACACUUUCCCUGGAUUGAAUCAGUCUUUGAGUUGUCAUGUUCAAGAUUAUCUAUCUAUUAACAACAUUUUAAACAAUGUAAUAAACACGAAUCAGCCCAACGAGCAGCUCCCUUUCCAUCUCCCAGAGAGUAUUUCCAAUCACCACAACAAACUUUUCUGCACGAAUGAUGAGACUCCUGCCACAGCUUCACAAUCACCUACAGGUUUUGUAUGUGGAGGUGGUAACAAGAGCAUUGUCAAAAACAAAAGUGCAGCAGGGAAAAAAAGAAAGAGGAAAGCCGGCGAAGAUAAGGAGGAUGUGGAGAAGCCGAAAGAAGUAAUUCAUGUAAGAGCUAAAAGAGGCCAAGCUACUGACAGUCACAGUCUAGCAGAAAGGGUUAGAAGGGAGAGAAUAAAUGACAAGUUGAAACUGUUACAAGAUUUGGUUCCAGGGUGCUACAAGACAAUGGGAAUGGCUGUUAUGUUAGAUGUAAUUAUCAACUACGUACAAUCUUUACAGAAUCAAAUUGAGUUCCUUUCCAUGAAGCUAUCAGCAGCAAGUAUGUUCUAUGAUUUCAACUCCCCUGAGGCGGAGGCGAUUGAGAAUCUGCAGAGAUUAACAACAACAAACCUCAAUUGUUGUGACACUCAGGAGAUAGAGAGAGCGGCUAGAGAAGGGCAAGGAGGGAUGCUUCCUCGUUCAUGGCCCUUCUGACUACUGCUACCUUCUUUAUAAGUAUGUAUGUAUCUUUAUAGAAUAUAUAUAGUCCACCAAAUACAGUCUCAUUCAACUACAAAAAGGAUCGAGUCUGAUAAAAUACUACAAUUUGUUAGUUUUGAUGCUUUAAAUAUUACUAUCGUACAAUUAGUUUAAGUCAUUGUUGAUGUAUUUCUAUUGGUUACUUAUGGAUAAUAUCUAUUUUGUAUCCUCGUAAACUUAGAAAGGCAUUACUCCUCUCUUUAUCUUAUUGUACUACAAUCAUUUUUAGUCAA
This is a messenger RNA of Spinacia oleracea (spinach), 1116 nucleotides long. RefSeq names its product transcription factor bHLH75. Bases 65 to 838 code for a protein of 257 amino acids. Gene Ontology annotation, biological process: regulation of DNA-templated transcription. Gene Ontology annotation, cellular component: nucleus. The record is from RefSeq and is a predicted model, not a curated record. The transcript is spliced from 6 exons. Lineage: Eukaryota; Viridiplantae; Streptophyta; Magnoliopsida; Caryophyllales; Amaranthaceae. Gene Ontology annotation, molecular function: protein dimerization activity; DNA-binding transcription factor activity.